Molecule: messenger RNA, 876 nt
Organism: Closterium sp. Naga37s-1
Lineage: Eukaryota; Viridiplantae; Streptophyta; Zygnematophyceae; Desmidiales; Closteriaceae
Source: the annotation of a GenBank genome assembly
AUGCCUCCGAGAGCAAAGCCAGUUAAGCCUACUAACAAGAUGGAUCCUGCUGUUGCUGCUGCUGCUGCGCUUAAGACGCCGAUCGCGGGUCCUUCCGCGCGUCCGCUAUCGGCUACUGCUGUUCCAUCAAAGUCGGCAAGUAGUCUGUUUUCUGAAGAGGAUUCGGGGUCAUUGGGAUUGUCCGCCAAGCUGGCGGCUAUCCGGAUUGAGCAAGAUGCUGGAAGGAAGGCUGACAAUGGCAAAGGGAAAGAGGCGAUUUUCAAGGAUGUGGUUUCUGAUGUGGAAGGGAAAAUCACCGCUGAGGAUGACGAAGGAGAUUCGUCUGGUGGUGUUUGCCGUCACAUCCUGCCGAACGGGAAGAAGUCGUUGGGAUGGCAGGUGGCGGCGAUGACGUCUGAUGUUGUGGGAUUUUGGAAGGUGGAGGCAGCGGUGCAGGAAGGUCUUGCCUGCCGAGCAUGUGACUGUUUUGGUGAACCCCUGGUGGGGUGCGCGGAGACGUCUGCGAUUCUGGACCUGGAUAAGGUGGAGCCGUUGAUGGUGUGGAACGGAAGAGUGUUUGGAGUGGGUGGUCUGCCCGAGGUACGGCUGCGAUGCUCGGAGCUGUGCGCGGAGGAUCGGAUCCCUCCUUUCAAGCAAUUGAGAAUGCUCUUUGGCGUGCAACAGGGGGUGAUGCUGCAGCAAGUGAAGUGGACGGAGGAGUGGGGGAAAGCUAUUGAUUGGAGGAGAUUUAUCAGGGUGCGGGACUCUGUGGUGCUUUCGAACCGGGCCCAGAAUGUCCUGCUCCGUCUGCAUUUUCGUAACCUUCAGGUUGGGGUGAGGCUAAGGUUCCUCAAGGGGGUGGCAUGCCCGCACCGUGGAGGGGAAGAGACAGCAUAA